Punica granatum (pomegranate) is the source of this 2782-nucleotide messenger RNA. NCBI's taxonomy places the organism in Eukaryota, Viridiplantae, Streptophyta, Magnoliopsida, Myrtales, Lythraceae. The record is from RefSeq and is a predicted model, not a curated record.
UCACGAACCAUCAAUGAAUACAAUGCUCAAGCAGCAGCACUCAUCAAUGUCGGCCCAGAAUCUCAGAACAUCGGUCGGGACGUAUUGAUAAUAAUAAAUCUCAUAGUGUAGUGAAAAAGAUAUAUGCGUAUAUUCUCUCUCUUCGUCCCAUGAUGAUGACGAGCAAGAAAGGUCUCUCUUUUCCUCCAAAGCUCCAAUUUUUAAGGAGAUAAAUCCCCGACCCAGCUCACCUCGUCCUUCGUACUUCUUCUUCAUUAUAUUCUUCUCACCGCAAUCUUCCUCCCCGCCGAACUCCCUUGGUUUCCUUGAAACACCGAGGAGCACUUUGAGCAGAGGCCGCCCAAUUUCUUCACCUGUCAAUUUAAGCUCCUGUCUCUGUUGCUGUGUCAUUUGAGUAAUGGUGAACUCAUGCUCCUGAUUUCCAGUUACUAUUAGCGGGCUGAAGACUUGGUCAUCACGAUGGCUACUUCUUGCUCGUUCUCUGCGUCUAAUCUUACGAGGCCCAGGACCUCUCUCGAAGCUGUUAAUUCCCUACAGGCAUCCUCGUUAAAUCACUCCACCUUCUCCCUGAACCCGAUCAAAACCUUAGGGGUCAGGAGAUUCUCAGCAUGGAACAAGAUCCGUUGCUGCGCUGUGGAACUUGAAAACUCACGGCCAUUUUCAGCGGGGAAGAAAUUCCAACUCGAUGACGUAAUUGAAGCCCAGCAGUUUGAUCGGGACAUAUUAAAUGCCAUAUUUGAAGUGGCUCAGGACAUGGAGAGGGUCGAAAAGAACCCUUUGCGAAGUCAGAUCCUUAAGGGCUACUUAAUGGCUACUCUCUUCUAUGAGCCCUCCACUAGGACCAGACUCUCCUUCGAGUCUGCAAUGAAAAGGUUAGGGGGUGAAGUUCUGACCACCGAGAAUGCGAGAGAAUUUUCAUCUGCAGCCAAAGGAGAAACACUUGAAGAUACCAUAAGGACCGUCGAGGGUUAUUCGGAUAUUAUUGUAAUGCGGCACUUUGAGAGUGGGGCUGCCAUGAGAGCUGCAAAUACUGCUGGAAUUCCAAUCAUUAAUGCAGGGGAUGGUCCUGGACAGCAUCCAACUCAGGCUCUUUUAGAUGUGUACACGAUUGAAAGAGAGGUCGGGAAACUCGAUGAUAUCAAAGUUGCACUCGUGGGAGAUCUUGCAAAUGGAAGAACAGUCCGUUCGCUUGCAUACCUGCUGGCAAAGUAUCAAGAUGUGAAGAUCUACUUUGUUGCUCCUGACGUGGUCAAAAUGAAGGACGAUAUAAAAGAUUAUUUGACAUCAAAGGGAGUGAAAUGGGAGGAAACUUCCGAUCUCAUGGAAGUGGCUUCCAAGUGCGAUAUUGUGUACCAAACUCGCAUUCAACGAGAACGAUUUGGAGAGAGAAUUGACCUGUAUGAGGAAGCUCGUGGGAAGUAUAUCGUGGAUAAGGCCGUGUUGGACAUGAUGCAGAAGCAUGCAGUGGUGAUGCACCCACUUCCUAGGCUCGACGAGAUCACGGUGGAGGUCGAUGCAGAUCCAAGGGCUGCGUAUUUUCGGCAAGCAAAGAAUGGUCUUUACAUUAGGAUGGCAUUAUUGAAGCUCCUGUUGCUGGGUUGGUGAAUGUUGCAACUUCAUUUUUUUUUUCCAUGUUUGCCUUUACCUCGAUAAUGACAAGGACAUCAGCAAUGUGUGCUCUCAUUGCAAUGAGUCUUUUGAGUUCGGAACCUUUCAGUUGAGGUUACUGUUAUGCAGUUCUCGUUCGAUUGUGGCAACCUCUUACACGAUUGAUGUUAUCUUAACAAGUCGCAGGAUCGUCUAUACAUGUUAUAUACCGUGUUAAGAUUUUGUCCAGUCACCAUCUCAUCUCGGAAAAGACAAUCAUAAUUGGUUCUUCCCCAGGGUCACUUGGUGAGAGUUCACGUUAAGAACAUUUUCAAACAUGCAAUGAGAGAGAGAGUGGAUUUCAAUUCUUGAUCCCACCCAGAAUAUCAGGAACAUUAACUGCCAAGGUAACUCGAUGAGGUUGAGGUUGUUAUGCACAGCUGCAUGGUCUGAGUGACAUGGCAGCUCCCAGGUCCGCCACGUGUUAAGCGGAGUCUUGGAAAUGACACGUCUCCUCGAUCCAACCCUUCAAAUUCUCUCAGGUGAAGAACUUCACCUCACCAUUUCUGUGGAUUGAGAUGAGAGAGCUUUUGCUUCUGGUAACAAACAAGAGCGGGAUGGGCUUUAAUGGCCGUGGCCUCUCUUCUUUGAUAAUUCCGAGGUUGAUCUUCAUGCCUUCAACUCCAAGGCCACCUCUGUGCAAUCACGUUAUGUUUGAUUGUUGUUACGUGGUAGCAGAGAUACAGCCACCGUGAUCAUAACGACGAGCGAGCCCCCUCCACGGCGCAGGAGUUCAAGAGGGUAGCGGAGGAGAGGCUGAGUGAGACCGAGCGAGGGAUUGCCAGCCAGACGGUUGAUAAGACCUAUGACGGGACCGAAGAAGCCGUCAUGGGGAAUUCCGACAGCGAGUCUGUCAAGAAGAAGUACAAGGAACAUGAAGAGAAUGCUGAUUACCCCAAGACCGGAGAUGACGAACCGGGGGAAAGACGGGCAAAUACCGUAAGAGGUUCUUAGUUUUGCAUACCGAUCUUCGGUCGACAUAGCGCUAUCAUACAGUAUCUACAGUGGUUGUUUGAGGAAUUGUAUAAUGGGCAGUGAUAGACCGUUGCUUGCUAUUUAACUAUGAGGUUGUAAAAUGUUAUGAGAGUUUGAGAUAUCAAGUGAGAGGUCUUACGUCUGUUUUUGGCCGAUGAAA